Molecule: messenger RNA, 1435 nt
Organism: Hermetia illucens (black soldier fly)
Lineage: Eukaryota; Metazoa; Arthropoda; Insecta; Diptera; Stratiomyidae
Exons: 4
Coding region: 121-1383 (420 amino acids)
Source: RefSeq, a predicted model, not a curated record
GUAUUGUUGCAGUAUUUUUUCAACCCGUUUAAGGAAAGCUCCCAUCGGUUUUUCUUAAAGUAGCUAUAGAUUGCUAGCUAGGAUUUUCAUUGAAAUUAAACUACCGUCCCAGUUAGAGUGAUGAGUUCUGAAGCUGAAAAGGAUUUUGUUGUUCCCGACCACUUGACCAGGGAAGUUUUCCGGAAGUGCCUUGAAAAAGACCUCAAAGAGGAUAACAUCCGAAUCGUCCACUUCGAAAUAACACCUGGGAGCAACCCCGGUGACAAUUACACAAGCAAAAUAUAUCGCUGCAAAGUCAUAUAUAACCAACCACAUACUGAGGACAAGACAGUCCACCUAAUUGCUAAAAGCAUUAUUAUUCCCACUAACAUGCCCGACAACGAUUUUAAUGACAAUGGGAUCAUAGAGAAAGAAAUGGAUGUUUACCAAGAACUGUUACCGAAGCUGAGCAAAUUCUUAAAUGGAACAGUCGUAGCCCCAAAGUGCUAUGACAUUUUUACCGAACCAAAUCAGAACUUUAUUUUCGAGGAUAUGAAAGCAUUAGGAUACGCGUGCGCCGACCGAGUAAGCGGACUAGAUGCGGACCAUUUGAAGGUAGUGCUGAAUAAGAUCGCGAAAUUCCAUGCAGCUUCGAUGAAACUACUUGAAGAAGAACCAUCAACCCAAGAUGCAUUUAAUGUAGGAUUUUUCAGUGAACAAACGCUGGCCCAACCAUUAUUUGUGGAACUUUUUAGAGGCAAUUUGAAAUUGGCAGUGGAAAUACUGAACGAAAUUCCAGGAUAUGAACAUUUUAGUCCCAAACUAUUGAAAAUCUACGAUAAUUUCGUAGAUAUCGCUCUGAAGGUGGUUGAGCUCGAUCCUGUAAAAGACAUAAAGGUAAUAAACCAUGGCGAUCUAUGGGUGAAUAACUUCUUAUUCAAAUAUGAUGAAGAGACGAAGGAACCAACUGAUGUAGUGUUUGUUGACUAUCAAGGAACGUUUGUCAACAGUCUUGCGAUUGAUAUCAACUAUUUAUUCGCGACAAGUGCACAAGUGAAUGUUAUCCACCGAAAGCUGGAUUUGGUGGAAAAGUAUUACUACCCAGUAUUUGCGAAUGAACUGCGAAAAUUAGCAUUCCAGCCCGUGCCUUCCCUGGAGGAUAUAUUUGAUCAAAUUAAAUCACGCGAGAUGUUCAGUAUUAUCAAUCUUUUCACAGUUCUUCCCUUGAUAUCUAUAAAUAGAGAAGAGUCAAAAACCAACGACUUUACCCAAUUUCUGGACGCAGAUAAAUCAAAAAGGAAAAUGUUAAUUGGAAUGUCUAGUGAUCGAUUUAAGGAAACUAUGAAAUUCACAUUGAAAAAUUUGGAAGAUGUAAUUGAUAAAACUAUAAAUAAAUAUACUUAAUCUCCAGUGUUUAUCGUUCACCCCCAAGCCAUACUGAUAAAGAAAUGUAUUG